Messenger RNA from Salmo salar (Atlantic salmon), 9572 nucleotides. The record is from RefSeq and is a predicted model, not a curated record. NCBI's taxonomy places the organism in Eukaryota, Metazoa, Chordata, Actinopteri, Salmoniformes, Salmonidae.
AUACCGCCUGGAUUCGAACCAGGGACAGCAGUUACGCCUCUUGCACUGAAAUUCAGUGCCUUGAACCGCUGCUCCACUCGGGAGUUUUGGAGUUGUAUGACCGUUCAAAUAUUUUUACCAUUUACCUCGUUUUAUUGAGUUCCAAGUUGUUUGUACUUCUGUUUUUAAAGAGGAUGAGAGUGAGUCGGUUAGUUUUACAACUAAUUGUACAUUUUUUGUUAUAAAACGAAGAGAAAUAUAUUGAUGUUGGGUGUAAGGUUCCUUCCUGUCACCCUGAUAUUGGCGACUAAGUAGCAACUUUCCAAGCCAUUGCUGGACAGUAUUGUCACAAACAUAUUUUGGUAUUGCUUGUCAAGCGGGAGCUAAGGUCACAUUGUCCUCGUUGUUGCCGUUCAUGCCCUCCCCAUUGAGUGGUAGACUGUAUGUAUCAAUGUGUAGGCUGCUAUCCUACUUGAAAUAAAGUAAUGUGAGGGGGAAAAAUGGCCACGUAACUACCAUCGCCGACACGACCACAAUACACAAAGAAACACUUCCAAGUCGGCAGGCACAACACCAGAGGUAAUGGUCGUUUACUAUCGACCAAUUGUGAAGCCCAAUCAGUCAAGCGAAACGGUCUUGAGUGGCAAGAAACAUACCCAAUUAGCUGAUUCACUUUACAUGCACCCAUUCUUUUCGACACACCCACUCGCCGGUCGCCAUUGGGCUGCAGUUACCCAGACUGAACUAGCGGGAGCCAACCAACACUAAAUGAAAAUGGAGGACUGAACGUGGACGGUGCAAGUACAUAACGUCGAGGUUUACAAGUGGGUCGAAUUGUCCAAGAUCCCACUACCAGGCCUGUGAUGAUUACUGAUCAGAAUCUGCUGUGUGCGGAAUCUUAAAUCAUCAGAUAAGCCCUCGAUCAGUGUCCCACCAAUACAGAUCAGCAGAUAUUCUUUUUGAAAGUAGUGAGUGACUCCAUCUAUGGAGGAGAAUGUGAGUCCUGAGCUCUCUCUAGCUCCUGAGCCAGAGCAGAGCCAGGACCCUAUGGAUAGCAACUCUCAAGCUAUUCUAGAGGACUAUAAAGCUGAGAAGGAGGACGGAGAAGACCAAGAGCAUGGUAACAAUGAUACUGAGGAAAAGCUAGAGAACAGAGAGCAAUCUGCUAAGACCACAAACGAGUUCAAGAAAACCUGGGGAUUCCGUCGGACCACCAUAGCCAAGAGAGAAAUGCCUGGAGACACUGCUGCUGAGAGCCAGGAUGGCCAUGUAGGGCCUGUACGUCGCAGUGGGAGGCAGGCAAAACGCACUGACAAGCUGGAGGAGUUCUUGCUCACCACCAAGAGAGCGCGCACAGUAGGGAGGAGGAGUGCACCUGGCAGCAUAGAGGCUGGGGAUCCUCCCUCCCAGACCCCAACAGAUGCAGAGACGGCCUCCGAGGCCAGUUUUGACGGCAACGCAGAGGCCAAGUCUGUGGACGAUAAGCCAGAUUCCCCAGUGAGGAAGACGAGGAGCAGGAAGAAGACAACUCGGAAGGCUAAAGGCCGUGGCAGAAGCAGAGUUGGCUCUGUCAGUGAUGAUGGAAGCUCUGACAAUGAGAAGUGUAGUGGCGAUGCACUCAAAGAGCUGCAGGAGGAGGAGAAGGGUAGCGGGGAUGCACCCAAAGAGCUCCAGGAGGAGGAGAAGGGUAGCGGGGAUGCACCCAAAGAGCUCCAGGAGGAGGAGAAGGGUAGCAGAGAUGCACCCAAAGAGCUCCAGGAAGAGGAGGGUAGCGGAGAUGCACCCAAAGAGCUCCAGGAAGAGGAGGGUAGCGGAGAUGCACCCAAAGAGCUCCAGGAGGAGGAGGGUAGCGGAGAUGCACCCAAAGAGCUCCAGGAAGAGGAGGGUAGCGGAGAUGCACCCAAAGAGCCCCAGGAGGAGGAGAAGGGUUGUGGAGAUGCACCCAAAGAGCCACAGCCCGAGGAGAAGGAGCAGCAGGAAGAGAAGGAUGACACAGUGCAGCCAGAGCAGGACUCUGUGAAGAAAGAAAAAGAGGAGGAAGAGCAGGAGGAGAACGAAAAAAAGGGGAGCGCGGAGAAGCCCAUAGACGCCAGUGGCGAGCGUGCCUCCAGGUCCAGGAGUCCUACUAAGGCAGCCAGUAGGGGAACCACCCCCAACAAGAGAGACACCAAGUCCAGAGGAGGGAUAAAGACCCGCAAUGACCAGGAGGAAGAUGAAUCCCCAUCGUCAUCCUCAUCAUCCAGUGACUCCGGUGAUGAUGAAGGAUACGACCCUAAUGCACUGUACUGCAUCUGUCGACAGAAACACAACAAAAGGUUCAUGAUCUGCUGCGACCGCUGUGAGGAGUGGUUCCAUGGAGACUGUGUGGGCAUCACUGAGGCUCGUGGACGUCUGAUGGAGCGGAACGGGGAGGACUACGUCUGCCCUAACUGCACCACCAAGAAGAGCCAGACGGCCAAGCCCAAUGGCAAACCCAAAGCAGCUGCCCCCGGUGCCCUCAAGGCCGAGCAAAGCCCCUCUGUGGCGGCUCCCUCACCUACAGCCUCAGCUGGGGCGGAAGAAAAGGGUGACGACUUGGGGAUCAAAGGGAGGAUAGAGAAGACCACCAACCCCAGUGGGAAAAAGAAGAUCAAGAUCUUUCAGGCGGCGGCGGAGGAGUCUAAGCUACCCAAAUGCAUUGGGCCAGGCUGUGAAAAGACUGCCCUGAAGGACUCUGUCUACUGCGGCAGCGAGUGCAUCCUGAGACACGCCGCCGCAGCCAUGGCAGCCAAGUCAAUUUCUGAACCCAAGCAGAAAGAUCAAGACAAGGCUAAGGGACAGAAAAAAACACCUGGUGCCAGGGCAACGACCAAGAGGAGUUCCACCGGAAGGAAGACCAGCAAGAAGUCCACAGAGGAGGAGUCUGACAGUGAGGAUGACAAGAAGGAUGGUGAUGAAGAGCAGAAUGCAGUGCAGCAGCCACCACCACCCACUGUGUCGUCCUGGUCCAGCGACCAUAAUUACAAUGCAGUAACGCCAGAAAAGACUACACCCAUAGCACCACCAACAGUGUUAAACAAAACGUCUCCUGUAGAGGAGAGUGAAGAGGACCAGAGUGAGAAGGAAUCAACCCCUUCUGAGAAGAAGUCACCUGCUUCUACAGCGCCGCUCAAAGGAGGAAAGAAGUCCCCCGGCCCCAAAUUAUUAAAGACAUACACCAGACGCAAUAAACCAGCAACUCCAGGCAGCAGUGCUAAGGCACCAAAGAAACAACCACCCCCCCCUCCUAACAAAACCAAAUCCAAGAAACCACCUCCACCACCUGCUGUCCUGACCCCUUCUGCCCCUGGUUCUUUAGAUGCCCCACGACAUCACGUCACAGGAGCCCUGAGGGUUGGCAAGUCCAGCUUUACCAUCCCUAAGAAGCAGGCCCAGCCCCAGCAAAGGGACUCCUCAGGUCGUAGUCCGUCCAGAGUCACAUCCUCAGCCCCUUCCACCCGACACCAUGAGCCAGGCUCUUCUGCACCUUCCAUGAUGUGCCCGACAGCUCCGCCCAACAACCAGAUGAGACAGAACAUCCGCCGCUCGCUCACAGACAUCCUCUACAAGAGGGUGAGUGACAGUGAUGAUUUGAACAUGUCUGAGAACGAGGUGGGAAAACUGGCGGUCAGCAUUGAGAAGGAGAUGUUCAACCUGUGCCUUUGCACGGACAGCAAGUACAAGAACAAGUACAGAUCCCUCAUGUUUAACCUGAAGGACCCCAAAAACAAGGGCCUGUUCUACCGCGUGGUCUGGGGAGAGGUCAGUCCCUUCAGGCUGGUGAGGCUGAGUGCAGAUGAGCUACUCUCCAAAGAGAUCUCAGAGUGGAGGAAGCCUGACACCACUGAGGCUCCCAGUGCUAGAUCCCAGACAGGGCAGUCCAAAUCGGGCCAUAGGCUUGAUUCUGGCCCCCUUGAUGUGGACAUGGAGGACGCUCCUCCAAUGUCUGAUGGAGACGUAUGUAACUCUGGCACUUCUCCAUCUCCUCGCAUGUCUUUUUCUGCAGAACAAGAGGAAGCUAGCUCCGCUCCCUCUUCUGGCUCUGUUCAGGUGGGGGUGAAAAGUGGCAGUUCCCUGCCAGACAUCUUCAGCAUGAUGCGGGACACCACAGCCGAACACAGGGCCCACCUCUUUGACCUCAACUGCAAAAUCUGCACAGGCCAGAAGUCUGCAGACGAUGAACCAGCCGCCAAGAAGGCCAAACUCUCCAAGAAGCCUGAAAUGAGGCAAGAGGUGAGGCGCUUGUCCAGGUCCUCCUCAGGUGAAGGUGCCCCGGUCUCCUAUCCCGGCAGUGAGACGCCAGUCCCUGAGCCCCUGCCCUACCAGGAGGACACAAGCAUCCAUUUUCCUCCGCCCCAGACCCCAGCCCCUGUCACUGCACCAGCCGUCUCCUCUGUCAGCAUCACCCGCAGAGAUCCCCGCAUGGCAAGACACAGCUCUGGAGUGACGGUCACCCACUCUGCCCCAGACACAUCCAUCGUAGCACCCAUCUCAACAGAUACCUAUUCAAGACCCAUUCCAACAGAGUCCUAUUCAAGACCUUUCCCAGCAGAUACUUAUUCAAGACCAGCCGUCUCAGUAGAGCCCACUCCGGUUGCAGCGAUGGAGGUGGUGCCCAAGGGGCCUCUGCCCAUGCCCCCAGCUCCUCCACCUUCCAUCCCCAGGCCCAUCAUGCAGAAAGCUGCCUCGUCAGAGCCUCCUCCAGAGGGCGAGACCGCAAUCUUCCUCCAUGGCCAGGAGAUGAUGUGGAAAGGAUUAGUCAACAUGCACACCGUGGCCAAGUUUGUCACUAAGGCAUACCUGGUCUCAGGAUCCUUUGAGCACCUGAAAGAGGAUCUGCCUGACACCAUCCACAUUGGAGGCCGAAUCUCUCCCAGCACUGUGUGGGACUAUGUGGGAAAACUGAAGACAUCUCUGUCCAAGGAGCUGUGUCUGAUCCGGUUCCAUCCAGCCACAGAGGAAGAGGAGGUGGCCUACGUCUCUCUCUUCUCUUAUUUCAGCAGUAGGAAGCGUUUUGGAGUGGUCGCCAACAACAACCGCCGCAUCAAAGACCUGUACCUCAUCCCCCUGAGCGCCAAGGACCCCCUGCCCUCCAAACUGUUACCUUUUGAUGGGCCAGGACUUGAACCAGCGCGCCCUAACCUCCUGCUUGGUUUGGUGAUCUGCCAGAAGGACAAGAAGCGUGCUGGAGCCUCUUUGGAGACUGAGGAGAAGCGUUCCAAGAUCCAAAUCAGAGACCUAGAUGAUACUGGCCUUCCAAAACCAACCACCACCAUCAAAGCUGAAGUCAAAGCCGAGAAAGCCUUGCGGUACACCCAGGAUCUUCCCUUCAGCACAACCCCCCCAGGUACACCUCCCCCUCUCAGCUCCUCAGAGACCUCCACGUCCAUGGCAGCCUUAUCAGUGCUGUCCUUCCUGUCCUCUGUCAAAGCCCCUGCUACAGACAAAGAGUCACCUGCCUCGAGCUCUGCUGCAUCAUCUGCUGCCAAUGCCACUCCCCUUCAGACCAUCCUGAAGACUUUGUUUGGGAACAAGAGGCAAGACUCUGAGGCCUCCAUGUCUCCCUCAGAGCAUGGUGCUGUUGACGUCUCAGCCGUGCCUGCUACUCUGCUAGAUCCCAUUGUUCAGCAAUUUGGACAGAUUUCUAAGGAGAAGCAGGUGGAGGAAGAUGAGGAUGACAGACCAUACGACCCAGAGGAGGAAUAUGACCCAGGCAUGGGCUAUGGAGCACCCCAGAAGUCGGUUAAAGAACCUGAGGUCAUCAAGCAGCCAGAGGCUACGGAUGUGGAUGAUGUGGCUUAUGACCCGGAGGAUGACACCAUUUUUGAGGCGGUCAAGACUGAGGUCCCUAGUCAAGCCAAGGCCACCGGGGAUCUGACCAAACAGCAGAAAAUGGUGGAGGAUCUCAACAAACAGAUUGAGGAGCAGAAACAGCAGCUGGUGGAGCAGGAGGAAUCCAUCCACGAAAAAAAGUCGUCCACAGGGACAUCAGCUGCCUCGUUCUCAGUCACAGACGGUUUGAUCUCACAGCCAUCCCUACUGGCCAACAGUCGGCUCCUGCAGCUGGGCAAAAAAGUUGAAGAGUUAGUGAAAUCUUCUGCUGCUGCUCCUUUGAUUAACCAGAGAAGGGACCCAAGACAGAGUAGGGAUCCCAGGAGGCUAACCUCAGACUCAAUAGAAAAAGUGGAGAUACCUCCUGCCAAAGACACCACGCCACCACCACAGACUGAUGUCCAAGAACCAGAAACACCACUGCCCAAAGAAGAGGUUAUAACAGAUUCUCUUCCCUUUCUGGAAUCAGACGCAACAGAGGUUUCCAUUCCCCUGUUAGGUGAGCAUGUAGAACCUGCUACGGAGGUCAAUUACAUGGAGGAACAAACUGUUGAAUCUGAGGAAGUCGACACAACCAAGAGUGACUUGGACAAAUACAGUAUUUGGCCAAAUGCAGACAGCAUUUUAAAAACAGGGGAGAUCUCUAGUUUUGAGAAGAACCGUCAAGAGCCUACCUCCUCUGGCUACUUCAACAUGUCCACAAACAACAACACCUUAGCUUCACCUACAAUUAAUGUACUGUCGCAGAAUGUCACCCAGGAUAGCUCCACCCUGGUGGACACUCAAACCUCCCACAUGUCACAUAUGGGAACAUCAAGCUACAUGGACUAUGGAGCUCCUCCUGACAUUCUCCCAACAACCACCUUCCCACCCCAGCUUGUACAACCACCAAUGCAGGGUCCACCCCCAAUGCUCGGGCCACCACCCAUGUCAGUUCCCCCACCCAUGCAGAGUAUUCCUUCCUUGUCAGGCCCUCUACCUAUGCAGAGACCUCCUCCACCCAUUCAAGUUCCUCCACCCAUGCAAGUGGAGAGCAACCAGCCUCCGUACUCCCAAUAUGGGCCACCUCCUGCUGCUUAUCCUCCCUAUCAGAACCAAUGGGGAGGCUCUCAGCAGCAGUAUGAGGGCCCCCCUGGUCCUCCACCCCAGACCAUGAUGCCACCCAGGGGGCCCCCUCCAUUCCAGCCGAUGGGCCCGAGAGCCCCACCUCCCCAGAUGUUCAAUGCCCCCAUGGGCUCCAUGCCUCCCCAGCACAUGGGGCAGCAAGGCCCCCCUCCAGGCCAGUUCAUGGAGGGCCAUGGCCUUCCCAGACCUAAUUUUGACGGGCAAAAUGGUUUAGCUCCACCAAGGAUCAGUGGACCCCCUCCUCCAUUCAACUUCCCUGGACCCAGAGCACCCCCUCCACCCUUCACAGGGCCUCCCCCAGGCCACUUUGACAACAGAGGACCACCUCCAUCCCAUUUCCCUGGGCCCAGAGGUCCACCUUCUCAUUUUGGGGAUCAUGGGUCCCAAGCCCACAUGAUUGACCCACCAAGAGGCCCUGUAGAUCAGUACAACAAUGUCAGUGUUGGGUCCUACCAGCAGGGCAUGGACCAUCACCAGGGUCAGACCCCUCCACACAUGUACAAAGACAACCAGGCUCCCCCACCAGGCCCCUCUUACAGAGGACCUCCACACAACCAGUAUGAGGGGCGGAGAGGCCCGCCUCCCAGUGGAGAUAUGGGUGGACAACGCUUCCAUCCACCUAACCAGUUUCGGGGCUCUAUAGCACCCUCUCCACCACCACACAGGGGGUCUUAUGAUGAUCAGAGACCCCCUCAGGACCACUGUGGGGCCCCACCACAGCAUUUUGGAGGACCUGACCAGUAUCGCCUUGACAGUCCAGGGGACUUAAGACCAGUUCGCCACAGUGGGCCUCUGCUCCCGACCCCACCAGAGGGCCCCAUACCUCUACCAAACCGCAUGGGGGGUCACAGCCCAGAGUCCCACAGGGAUGACCACUGGCGACGACACUCGCCUGAUAUGAGGAGAAGGAGCAGCUCCACCAGAGAGGGCUCAGAACCUUGCGGUGGAGACAGGCCCAGUCGGUUUGAGGGGGGCCACAGAGACCGGGAGCCAAUCCCUGGCUCCUCUCGGUUGUCUGAGGAAAGGCAAAGGGACCUGUCUGAGGACCGCAGGAGGGAGCGGGACAGAGAGGGGCCCCAUGGAGCCAGGCCAUGGGACAGGGGCCAGAGCAAGCCCUGGAGCCGGGAGAGAGAGUGGGACAGAGGCAGGGAGAGAGACAGGGGAGAGAGGGAACGAAGCCGGGAGAGGGAGCGCAGCAGAGGGAGGGAGGGAGAGCGACAUGGGGAACCAGAGGGUGACAAACACAGGGUGCCGGAGGGUGACAAACACAGGGCGCCGGAGGGUGACAAACGCAGGGCGCCGGAGGGUGACAGACGCAGGGCGCCGGAGGGGGACAGGCACAGGGCGCCGGAGGGGGACAGGCACAGGGCGCCGGAGGGGGACAGACACAGGGCGCCGGAGGGGGACAGACACAGGGCGCCGGAGGGGGACAGGCACAGGGCGCCGGAGGGGGACAGGCACAGGGCGCCGGAGGGGGACAGGCACAGGGCGCCGGAGGGGGACCGACACAGGGCGCCGGAGGGGGACCGACACAGGGCGCCGGAGGGGGACCGACACAGGGCUCCGGAGGGGGACAAGAGAAGGGACAGGGAGAGAGACCGUGACCGAGAGAGGGACAGGGGCAGGGAGAAAGAGCCUGACAGGAGAGACUACGACCGAGACAGACCCAGGAUCAGAGACCGGGAGAGAGACCGCGACAGGAGAAGGGACAGGUCCAGGAGCAGAGACCGAGACAGAGGCAAGGAAAGAGAGCCUGACAGGAGAGACAACGACCGAGACAGAGCACGAGACCGAGAUAGAGAGAGGGAUAAAGACCGGGACCGGCGCGACAGGAGCAAGAGCAAAGAAAAGAGAGAAGACAAAAAAGAAACAAACAAAUCUGAUGUCCCAAAGGAGAGCGAUAAACCUGCAGAGGUGGAAACUGAUAAAAACACAUCGUAAUGUCUUACUUUUGAGGACUUUUCACUGUAGUAAAUCAAUCACCCUGUAACUUUUACUUUCAGCAGCAUAACUAAAUCUAAAUAGACAUUGGGAAUGUGUUUCUACAUGACAAAUGAUUUCAUGGUACAAUACUCUUGUAGUUUGAAAGGUCGGAACAUUUUUUGCCACUUCAUAUUUUAUGAAUGUUAUCACAUUUGAAACUAAUAUUGAGGUCAUUUAAGUUCAUCUGACUAUGAUACCCUGUCAUUUACAUACAAGUACCUUUCUCCUGUCAAAGUACCUUUUCUAAGAAACACAUGAAAGUAACUGAUUAACUCCCUGACCUUUAAUGUAAAUAUGAAUGUAUUUGUGUAUAUACCGGUAUGUUUUUAAUCACAUUUUUCUAAGUAGAGAAAUUAUAAGCCAUAUAUCUGGAAUGGAUAAUGUGAGAAUUUAGGAAACAUUGAUUGCUAUAGUCUGAAGUCAUUGGACAGUAUGUGCUUGUAUGUUCAGCAGUUACCACUGAAUGGAUGUACCUAUAGUAUUGCUAAUUACAGUUGACAUUAAUUUUGUUUAAACUUGGUCAAUUAAACCUUCUUUAUGGCAAUCUUUGUCAUUAAUGGGCUCUGUCUUUCCAUUACAUCUCAGACUUAAAUGUAAUGUUCAAAGACUGUAAUAAACACCACAUAGACUCCGUU